CGGGAUUCAUGCAUAGAAAUAAACCCGAGAGCAUCGAUUUGAAUUGUAUUCGAUUAUGCUUUCAAGUAUUUAUAGAAACAACGCAAAAUCUUAUUCCCUUACAACCUAUAGUAUCCGAACCGAUUUACGAUAAAAAAGCUGUGAGUGAUCUUAAAAUAUGUUGGCUCAGCCAUCAUUCGGCAUCGGUUACUGGUGGUACACAAAUGUGUGUUUUAUGCGAAAAAGUAUCGAAAUUAGACAUCGAAGUACGAUUUUUUCACGAGGAAAGUAAUUGGGAGGCAAUAGCCAUACUGACAAAGCCUGAAGUUUUCAGACAGGUAGCAAUUGUAUUUGAAACGCCGGAAUAUCGAACGGCUACAUGUAGUCCAGAACUCGUUCACGAACCAUUAAACGUACGAAUUGAAUUGAGACGAAUCUCGGACAAAGAAACAAGCCAAACAGUACCUUUCCAACUUUUGCCAUUAGCGUGCGUUUGCUAUGAAGCUAAUGUAUGUCAAACGUCUAUUAAGAGAAAACGAGAGAAAUAUAACGAAGGCCAUAGUGGAAUUAUUUCAAAAAAAAUACAGGCCGAAGUGACGAGAGGCGGCGACAUAUCACAGUCCAUUUAUUCCAAGCCCGUAAUUGUAAAAUCGUCUUGUGAAUUGAACGAAUUAAAAGAUGAAUCUUUCGAAUUGUCAAUGUUGGCUAAAAAUUCGGUAGAAUCAGAACCUUGGGAGCUACCACCUUUACAUCAAUCCAAUUACCCGCAACCACAAUUUUCAAAUUAUUCACAAACUCACAACUGCGUGAAUGCAUUAAUUGAUACGUCUCAGGAGAAAAAAGCAACAUUAAUUGACAACUUAGAUAAAUAUUACAAUAUUGAAUCACAAGAAAUUAAUGCACUCAGUCCUUAUCAAAAAUAUAGUUCACUGGAUACUUUAGAUUCUGAUAGUUGGAUAAAUGAUUUAUUAAGCACAAUAAAUAAAGAAGAGCAUUUAGAUAUUUUAACUGAUGAACCGACAUCUGCAAAAAACGUAACGCACAUUUCUCAGGAAGAUUUUCCAAAUUAUAACCAAAUAAAUAACAAUCUGCCCUUCACGACUAAGCAGCAUACCGAUAAUUUUAACAACCGGAACUUACUUGAAGAAUCAGAUGCCGCAGACUUUAUUAAUUUUAAUAUUCCUGAGAAAAUGUUAAAUAAUCCGGAAGAUUUCUGUUACAAUAAAGAUGAUCCUGCUCCAACGGAAAGCAAUGCGCUUACGGAUGAUAGCAUUCAAGACUUUAUAAAUUUAUUAAAUGAUUUGCCAUAAAUGUUGACAAAAAAUUAUAUAAACAAAC
Ceratosolen solmsi marchali is the source of this 1317-nucleotide messenger RNA. Its product is annotated as embryonic polarity protein dorsal-like. Gene Ontology annotation, cellular component: nucleus; cytoplasm. Gene Ontology annotation, biological process: positive regulation of transcription by RNA polymerase II; innate immune response; cellular response to stress. The transcript is spliced from 9 exons. The record is from RefSeq and is a predicted model, not a curated record. Gene Ontology annotation, molecular function: DNA-binding transcription factor activity, RNA polymerase II-specific; RNA polymerase II cis-regulatory region sequence-specific DNA binding. NCBI's taxonomy places the organism in Eukaryota, Metazoa, Arthropoda, Insecta, Hymenoptera, Agaonidae. Bases 9 to 1289 code for a protein of 426 amino acids.